Molecule: messenger RNA, 1374 nt
Organism: Quercus robur (English oak)
Lineage: Eukaryota; Viridiplantae; Streptophyta; Magnoliopsida; Fagales; Fagaceae
Product: zinc-finger homeodomain protein 2-like
Exons: 1
Coding region: 264-1136 (290 amino acids)
Biological process (GO): regulation of developmental process; regulation of DNA-templated transcription
Cellular component (GO): nucleus
Molecular function (GO): transcription cis-regulatory region binding; DNA-binding transcription factor activity
Source: RefSeq, a predicted model, not a curated record
UGCAUUUCACGCCUCAUCUUCACUGAAUUACCUAACGAUUAUCAUCGUCAUGAUGACUACGACAACCUCAACUUUGGAAUCACAAUUCCUCCAUUCUUAAAAACAAAACCAAACCCACAAAACCUCAUUCUUCUACCUUAACUUUUUGUCUCAACUCCCUACUCUUUUCUUUUUCCUCUAAAUCUAAUCCCAUUUUACCUUAAAAAAAACCAAGACACCCAAACCAAACCAAACCAAACCCAACUCAACCCUCUUUUAUUUUCAUGGACUUAACCGUCGUACCUUACAACAACCACACCCCCAAGUCCGAGAACGAAAACGACGACGUUAAGAAGAACAACAACAACAACAACCACCAUAACAACAACAACAACAACAAUGAUGUAGCUGAUCGUGAACCGGAAGUUAUGAACCCGUCGAGUAAGACCGUUAAUAAUACCGUUAUUACCGUUGAGUACAAGGAGUGCAUGCGGAACCACGCGGCCUCUCUAGGUGGUCACGCCAACGACGGCUGCGGCGAGUUCAUGCCACGUGGCACCAACAUCAACAACAACAACAACGUUGUUAAAGAUCAGCAGCAUGAGAACUUGCUCACGUGCGCCGCAUGUGGCUGUCACCGCAAUUUUCACAGGAGGGAAGUAUUCGGUGGUGAGCCGCCGCAUCACCAUCCCGUGCACCUGCACUCUCCACCACCAAUGUUUGCGUUGUACAACGGUGGCCCCGCUGCUGUGCCACGUGGACAUCCUCACCACCACCACCAUCAGUAUCAUCAACAUAACGGUGGUGAUCAUCACGAUCGUGGACGGUCAGAGACGCCGGAGAGAGUAGUGGGGCCCGUGGCGAUCACGAGGAGUGGUAGUACUAAUAAUACUACUAGUGCGAAGAGGUUUAGGACUAAGUUCACGCAGGAGCAGAGGGAGAAAAUGCUAGAGUUCGCUGAGAGGAUUGGGUGGAGGAUACAGAGGCACGAUGACGUGGCGCUCAACCAGUUCUGUUCGGAAAUUGGUGUCAAACGCAAUGUGCUCAAAGUGUGGAUGCACAAUAACAAGAAUACUCACCGCCGUAGAGAAUCAGGGCCCGAUGACUCAGCUUCGGAACCACCACAACAAGAAGAAGAACAACCUAUUGGAUCAUGAGUAUAAGUGAUUAAUUAACUAAUAAAUAUUUUGACUUUUUAUGUUAUUAUUAUUAUUUUUUUGGGUUUAAUUUUUAUCUUUUUAAUUAAUUUUGUGUAAUGACUAAUGAAUACUGAUGUGAAAUGGGCUUUUUUUUCUUGAAGAAAAGUUUUUAGGGGUUUGUACAAGUGAAAUAAUUGUGGGUUUUGGUUUGGUUUUGGUAACUUUUGAUGAUUCUAAGUUCAACAAUGUUGGUGCA